UGCUUCACUGAGUCCUCAUGCUCCUCGCAGCGCCCGCCCGAUGCGCAGGGACGGUGGAAUCUUAGCUCAGACCUGAGGAUCAACUGGACCCUGUUUUCCCCUCAGAGCACAAGGCCUGCAGACCUGUCGCUGGGGAGGCCGCCUUCCCGCGGCGGGCACGAGGGGGCGCUGCAGGCCGUGCUCAGCCCGCCAGGCUCCGACCUCAGUCUCUGCCCGGCUCCGCCGGGGCCGGAACUGGAGAGGCUGCGGAUCCCCGCAAAGGCUCCCGGCUGGACGCAGCCCACCGCUCAGAAGAAAUACGAUUCAUCUGUGCCCGGUCCGGGCCUCCACGAAACUCUCUCCUCCGUUUCUCCUCCUGAUGCCCGGUAG
This is a messenger RNA of Rangifer tarandus platyrhynchus (Svalbard reindeer), 369 nucleotides long. NCBI's taxonomy places the organism in Eukaryota, Metazoa, Chordata, Mammalia, Artiodactyla, Cervidae. The record is from the annotation of a GenBank genome assembly.